Molecule: messenger RNA, 2572 nt
Organism: Theobroma cacao (cacao)
Lineage: Eukaryota; Viridiplantae; Streptophyta; Magnoliopsida; Malvales; Malvaceae
Gene: ATG13
Product: Autophagy-related protein 13
Biological process (GO): piecemeal microautophagy of the nucleus; autophagosome assembly; protein localization to phagophore assembly site
Cellular component (GO): phagophore assembly site; cytosol; Atg1/ULK1 kinase complex
Source: RefSeq, a predicted model, not a curated record
AAAUUUUCUUGUUUUAUUUUUUUUUAAUAUCCUAUAGAGAGCGAAGGGUCCGAGAGAGAUAGAGGAGAAGGAGAGCGUUUUAGUAAUUUUAACAAUGGGAUUUCUCUCAAGUCUCAUCCUCUGAGUUCUACGCAAUCGUUUUUCUUUUUGAUAUUUUUGGUUGUCACGUCUCUCUGGCUUUGAUUGCGUGCCACUACACCACUAUUUUGCUCUAACCCUCGCCCAUCUCAAGUAAGUUUCUCAAAUUGCUUAGCUCGUUUCUUGUUCCGUGUUGGUUUGGUUAGGCUUAGCUCCAUUGUCCAUUUUGAAAUCCUGUUACCAUCGUUUCUUCCCCGAUUACCGGAUUCAGGAAUGAUUAGUGAAAUCGUUGACGGAUCAGAGUUGAGAGGGAGCUUCCUUUCUCCAUUUUUGUCUAUUAAUUGUCGUCAUUUUCGUAUUACAUCGCAAUAAGCGGGCGGUUUAUUUGGGGAUGGGCUGAUUGCGUUGCCAUGGAAAUGGAUCGAGAAUCUGGAAAAUUGGAACAAAUUGUUUACCAAUUUCGUUCCAAGAUCUUGCACGUUAUUUUAGACUCGAGGGUCCCUUCUCUUCACCACCGCCACCAGCGGCAACUGCAACAACAAGAAUCGCUUUCUCUUUCUCGGGUGAGAAAGACUGACAAAUGGUUCAAUUUAGUAUUAGGAGACCGCCCCGCGGUUCUGGAGAAUCUCAAUUUCUCCCUUAGGAAUCUCUUGGAUCCUAUGAUAAUUGACGUGAUACUCGUUCAUAAUGGUUCUUGUUCCUCAUCGGUGGACAAUCUCUAUACCCCUUCAGCUGCAGCUUCGGGACCUUCUACCGAGACUGUUAUAGAAAGAUGGGUUGUUCAAUAUGAUUGCCCUCGGGUUAUUGCUACUCCAAGCGGUGCUGAUACUUCUGUGUCUUAUAAGAAGACUUACAAGAAGUCCAUUGUACUUUUGCGAUCUCUUUAUGCGCAAAUGAGGCUUCUCCCAGCAUAUAGAAUCUUUCGGCAGCUAAGUUCGUUGAGCCAGACAUAUAAUUUCGAUCUUAUUUACAAGGUUUCAUCAUUUAGUCAUCCGUUCUCUAGGGAAGAGGAGGAUGUAAUGAAAGAAUAUAGUUUUGUUCCUGUUGAGGCUCUUCCAGGCCACCUAUGUGUGUCAGUGACUUAUUGUCCAACUCUAUCUGAAUUUAACCUUGAGCCUUUGGUAUCUUUGCCACCAAAGAUUAUAACAGACUAUGUCGGUAGCCCUACCACAGACCCUAUGAGAUCCUUUCCUUCAUCAGAGAAGGGUGUUCGUGCUACAUCCUUUCCAUUAAGAGGAGUGCGACCUCCAUCUUCAGCUCCAUUUCAACGUCCACACAGCUGGUCUAGUGGUUUUCACCGAGGAUUCCCUUUUACACAAAAUCAAUCCCUAGGAGGAUCUCCGCCUGCUUAUCGUACAUCUCCCGUGCCAUAUGAUAUUGCAUCUCCACCUUCUGAUAUGUAUGGUAAUAGAAUUCAAAAUCAUAGAUUGUCAACUCUACAACAGGUUACUGCUUAUGAUGAAUAUCAGCUUUCACCCCCAUUCUCACCAUCUGCUUCCCCUUCUCCUCCAACAUACUUAUCCAGUGCUAAUCCUUUACUGACUCAUCAUCGUUCUGAGACUGCCCCUGUAACAAUUCCACUUCCACUAACUGGCAGAAGUUCUAGAUAUCUUUCUCCUAACUCUUCUGAUCCAAGUAGACAUUCUCUUCCCCCUCUGUCUCCCAGAAGCUCAAAGCAUGAUGCCUCUUCUCAGGAAUCUCCCUCUGGGAUUCGGUCAUACAGGAAAAUAGAAGCUCUAAGGGCUGGAGAGUCGCCUUCUGGCUUAGCAAAUCAUUAUUCUGUAUUGAAGGUGGUCAAAGAUAGUAAAGAUGAUUCGGGCCGGUUCUCUGGAUUGUUAUCUUCCAGUGGAUCACCACGUAUUGGAUUCUCUAGAAGCUCUAGUAGAUUAUCUUUCCAGGAUGACACAGAUGAUUGUGAAUUUUCUUGCCCUUUUGAUGUUGAUGAUGUUGAUGCAUCUGAUUCCCUGGCCAGUCAGAACAUAGAGGGAAAAAAAGCUUCAGAAUUCACUGCACAGUCAGCUGGUAAAAAAUCACAAGAUGCUGCUGUUGGCAUUCUUGUUCACAUGCUUAGAACAGCACUUCCUCUGCGACAAGACUCAAGUUGUUAUUCAGCUUAUUCUUUAAAGACUGAAUGCGAAGGAGGUUUUGGUACUGCUUCUGAAUUUUAUAUGCCUCGGAAAACAGCAGAUGCACUUGAAGAGCUCAAGAGCUACAGAGAAAUGAAAGAUCUACUACUAUCAAAGAGUGGAGCUCGGGUGGUUAGGAAAGAAGAAAUGUAGUUGCUCUCUUGGUGGAUGGGGGUGGGGGUUGUAGAUUUGAUCUUGUGGCUGUCAACUGGUGCUAAUACGGCAGCAGCAGGACGCAUUUUAGAUUAAAACAGAACACGUUUCUUUGAAGAUUAACAGGUUAUGUACGUAUCAUGAAUGAACAUUGGUUACGAUUGUUGAAUUAAUCAUUGAAAUUCGCUAAUGCAGAAAGUUCCCUUUUGUAGACA